GUGUAGAGAUGCGAGGACCGGGAAAGACCAGAGGAGCGUGAUAACAACUGAGAGAUGACUGCGCCAAAAAGGGCAAUAAAAGAUGAAAGUUUAACAAACAGCGUCAACACGAUGUGUCGUUCAGUCUGCUGUUUUAACAUCGACCCGAGCUCGUGCACUAACACACGAAAAGCAUUCCCUACCAAGAUUUGUGAAUGUGAAUAGAAAUUUAAGACUUGCGAUGUCUUCUGGAAUGGGCACCCCGAGCGACCCCUUGUUGUCCAGCCCUGUAGGAGGGAAGUUUGGGACCGUUCAGGAUAGCACUUGGAGACCUACAUUAUCUAAGACGUCCAGUUUUCCAUCAUCCACUACACGGCACCUCAGUCACAGAGCGAACAAUUUUCAGAGGCACCCCAAACGAAGGAAACUUAUCCGACCGUCUCCGCCUCCACCUCCGAACACUCCGUGUCCUCUGGAACAGCUGGACUUGAGCGAGCUGCCUCCAAGACGCGCUUUCCAUGAACUUCUCUUCAAUGGCUGUAUUUUGUUCGGUAUUGAGUUCAGCUACGCUAUGGAGACGGCGUAUGUCACACCUGUACUUUUACAGAUGGGCUUGCCCGAUCAGUUUUACAGUCUUGUUUGGUUUAUCAGUCCAAUUUUAGGAUUUCUGCUUCAGCCAUUCCUUGGAGCUUGGAGCGAUCGAUGUACAUCUCGGUUUGGUCGCAGGAGACCUUUUAUCUUUGCCUUGGCGAUAGGAGCUCUGCUGGGUCUCACACUGGUACUGAAUGGACGGGACAUUGGAUCGGCUGUGGCGGACACCACCAUCGAUCACAAGUGGGGCAUCGUGCUGACGGUGUGCGGCGUGGUUCUGAUGGACUUUAGUGCUGAUUCGGCUGACAACCCCAGUCAUGCGUACAUGAUGGAUGUGUGUAGCCCGGAGGACCAAGACAGAGGCUUGAAUAUACAUGCUCUACUUGCAGGUCUUGGAGGCGGGUUCGGCUACAUCGUGGGUGGCAUUAACUGGGACCAAACUGAGUUCGGAAGGUCGAUGGGUGGCCAGCUCCGGGUCAUAUACCUGUUCACCAGCAUCACCCUUGUCGCCGCCACGGCUAUGACCCUCACGAGUAUUCCUGAGCGGACUCUACCGCAAUCUCAGCCUCAAACGAGAAGCGCCCGAAACCUCAAGAGCCCCAACCUUCCCUUACCUCUGUCCCCGCCCCCACCUCCUGGAGCAGUCUUGGAUGAUGAAGAUGAAGAGGAUGCACUAUUCAGCAGCCAGUUCUCCAACCGUCCUUACCAGGAUCCUUUGGGCCGUUCGAGCAGUGCCAACGCGCGCCUCUAUGCGGGUCUCACCAGCCCCAUCUCCCCCUUGAGUCCUCUCACCCCCAAAUACGGCAGUUUUAUCAGUCGAGACAACUCGCUCACGGGCAUCAAUGAGUUCGCUUCCAGUUUUGGCACCUCUUAUAUAGACAGAGUAUUAAUUGAAUGUUACACUGGACAGCAGACUCCCCAGCCAUUAGAAUCUGGAGCAGUUGCUCUGCCUUUGCCACCAGGGAACACGCCCCCUCCCCAAGGGGUGUCCCGAUCAAGUGAAACGCUUGGUACGAAUGAUGUUGUGCAGCAAAACAAACUCUCACAGCCUAACGGAGAGAUGUUGGCAAUUCAAGAGUUGCCAGCAAAUGAGCAAAAGCAACCUAAUGAGGACCAACUUGUCGAGGUCCAACAGGGUGCCUCAGGGUUACAGCGAGGUAGUAGCUUAGGAAUACUGAAACGUCCUCAGAGUCUGGCCUUAAUGGAGGACCCACUUAUUGACCCAAGCAAUGGGCUGGAUAACGGUCGUAGACGCACCGUCACCUUCAGUCAGCAGGUGGCAAAUAUCUUGUUGAAUGGGAUGCGCUAUGAGAGUGACCUCAGUAGCAGUAGUGAGACAGCAGACAGUCAAAUGUCAAUCAAACUGCUCUGUACCGCCAUCUACAGGAUGCCUCCGUGUUUACGAAGCCUGUGCACCAACCAUUUCCUGGGCUGGUUAUCGUUUGAGGGGAUGUUGCUCUUCUACACUGACUUUAUGGGUGAAGUCGUAUUUGGGGGCGACCCAAAGGCCCCUCACGAUUCAGAGGCAUAUCAGCGCUACAACGCGGGCGUCAGCAUGGGCUGCUGGGGCAUGUGCAUCUAUGCAUUCAGUGCUGCGUUUUAUUCAGCCAUUCUCGAGAAGCUGGAGGAGAGAUUCUCUCUGCGUUCGCUGUAUUUUUUUGCCUACCUGGCCUUUGGAUUGGGCACAGGACUGGCCACUCUCUCCACUAACCUGUAUGUGGUGCUGUCUCUUUGUGUUACCUAUGGGGUCCUCUUCUCUUCUCUGUGCACGCUGCCUUACUCUCUGCUCUGCGAUUAUUACCAGAGCCCUCAGUUCUGCGGUUCAUCAGAAGACGGGACCAGGCGUGGUAUGGGUGUUGACAUCUCCCUGCUCAGCUGCCAGUACUUCCUGGCGCAGAUCUUGGUUUCCGUGGCGAUGGGUCCUUUGACAUCGCUGGUGGGUGGGGCCCAGGGCGUGAUGUACUUUUCGAGUCUGAUGUCAUUUGUGGGCUGCCUGUAUUCCUCACUGUGUGUGGUGUACCAGCUGCCACCACCCGAGGGUGAGCCUCCACUGAGUGAGACCCAACCGCUACUGGCAGAACGGACGUUGAGGCCGGCGUAUGAGUGACCGCAAUAAGGAAACAAGAGGCUGCGUGCGGAAGAAAAAGCCAAACGUAUUGUUUGGUGACCAGCAACAAAUCUGGACAUCAAAUAUGGACUCUACACCAGAGCGCUCUGAAGGGUGCCCUUGUGUUGCUAAGCAUCGUUUUGGUUUGUUUGUUUUGCUUUGUAUGUCUGCACACCUCUGAAGGGUGACGUUUUGAGCUUUGCAAUACAUGCCGCACAAAACAUUGAACUAUUAAUAAGUUAUGUUUAGCAGGUAGCAAGCUCCAGCAAAUAAAGAACUGAAUCAAAUACAUUAUCAAAUUUUUUCCGAAGUCAUGUGUAUUUACAUAAGCAUAAAACAGGUAUACAGAGGUUUUUUAUUCACUCAAAAGUGUUUGAGUUUAAAAAACAAUACACUGUUUAAAAAGAAAACUAACUACUGGUGGACUGAUUCAUCCGCUGUACCAAACGGCUCAAAGAAAUGGACAACAUUGGCUUUCUCAGACUAGUUAGUUUAAUAUUUUGUUUAAGGAUGUGGCGAUACAAAAUUUCUUUGCCGAUACCGAUAUUUGAUUUCUUAAAAUGACAUCAUCUGAUACCGAUUAAUAACGAUUGUUUUUCUUUAUUAUACCUAUAUUUGAUUACUUAGUAUGAAAUCUAAUGAUAAAUAAUGAUUGUUUUACUUUUUUACUACUGAUAUUUGAUUACUUAGAAUGACAUAUAUACCAGUAAUACAGAUUUUUUUACUACCGAUAUUUGAUUAUUUACAAUGACAUAUACUGAUAAAGUAUCUUGCUCAGGGACACAAUGGUGUUACAGUGGAUUCAAACCCGGGUCUCUCACACCAAAGGCAUGUGUCUUAUCCACUGCGCAUUCACCACCCCAUAGUGGUGACAGUAAGACAUAUAGGACGACAUGUACCAAUAAUGAUAAAUGCAGAUUAUUUUACUAACGAUAUUUGAUUACUUAGAAUGACAUAUAACAAUAAAUGCAGAUUGUUUUGCUGCCGGUAUUUGAUUACUUAGAAUGCCAUAUACCGAUAACGAUAAAUGAAUAUUGUUUUACUACCGAUAUUUGAUUACUUGGUAAAACAUAUACCGAUAAUUAUAAAUGUAGAUUGUUUUACUACCGAUAUUUGAUUACUUGGUAAAACAUAUACCGAUAAUUAUAAAUGUAGUUUGUUUUACUACCGAUAUUUGAUUACUUGGUAAAACAUAUACCGAUAAUUAUAAAUGAGGAUUGUUUUACUACCGAUAUUUGAUUACUUAGAAUGACAUAUAUCGAUAACGAUAAAUGCAGAUUGUUUUACUACCGAUUUUUUAUUACUUAGAAUAAAUGUAGAUUGUUUUACUACCGAUAUUUGAUUACUUAGAAUGACAUAUAUCGAUAACGAUAAAUGCAGAUUGUUUUACUACCGAUUUUUUAUUACUUAGAAUAAAUGUAGAUUGUUUUACUACCGAUAUUUGAUUACUUAGAAUGACAUAUAUCGAUAACGAUAAAUGCAGAUUGUUUUACUACCGAUUUUUUAUUACUUAGAAUAAAUGUAGAUUGUUUUACUACCGAUAUUUGAAUACUUGGUAAGACAUAUAUCGAUAACGAUAAAUGCAUAUUGUUUUACUACCGAUUUUUUUUUUAUUACUUAGAAUAAAUGUAGACUGUUUUACUACCGAUAUUUGAAUAGUUGGUAAGACAUAUAAAGAUAAUGACAAAUGCAGAUUGUUUUACUACCGAUAUUUGAUUACUUACAAUGUCAUAUACCGAUAACGAUAAAUGCAAAUUGUUUUACUACCGAUAUUUAAUUACUUUGAAAGCCAUUUACCGAAAAUGAUACAUGUUGAUUGUUUUACUAUCAGUAUUUAUUUACUUAUAAUGGCAUAUACCGAUAAUGAUACAUGCAGAUUGUUUUACUACCGAUAUUGAUUACUUGGUAAGACAUGUGACGAUAAUGUUAAAUGCAGAUUGUUUUACUGCCGAUAUUUAAUUACUUAGAAUGGCAUAUACCGAUAAAGAUAAAUGCAGAUUGUUUUACUACCGAUAUUUGAUUACUUAGAAUGGCAUAUACUGAUACGAUACAUGCAGAUUGUUUUACUACCGACAUUUGAUUAUUUAGUAAAGACAUAAAAAAAUUGAAUUACCGCUACCGAUAAAAUAACAUUGAACUAGUGAUGUUUUUGAACAUUUUCUACACACAGAGCUUAAAUUUAUCGCAUAUUCCUGUUCUCUUUUGAUUGAGAGGAUAUACUGGCUAACGGCUGUUUUGGGUGAUAGUGAGAAAAAUUGCUUUUAUCCUCCAAUACCGAUUAUCGCCAUAUACAGUACUGUGCAAAAGUCUUAGGCCACCAUGCCAGAAUUAGAUUUGUUGUUUUUGCAAUGUUAUAGUGAUCAUAUAUAAUUGUUUCUUCAAUAGAAUACAUCCAGAAAAUACAGGAAAUGUGUAUAUAGUAUUAAAAACUGUAUAAAAAUGUAAACUGAUGUGUCAAGUUUUUAGAGUAAACUCCCCUUCCACUUGAGGAAUAGCAGGAAACUGCAGGAUCUCUUAAAUCUUAAUUUCUAAUUUAUAAAGAAAUGAGUCUUUUUACUUCAUUCUGCUCAAAAACACUCAAGAUGUGUUUAGUGCCAAGAGAGGUCACACUAAACACCGAUUA
Molecule: messenger RNA, 5300 nt
Organism: Paramisgurnus dabryanus
Lineage: Eukaryota; Metazoa; Chordata; Actinopteri; Cypriniformes; Cobitidae
Gene: slc45a1
Product: solute carrier family 45 member 1
Biological process (GO): transmembrane transport
Cellular component (GO): membrane
Molecular function (GO): sucrose:proton symporter activity
Source: RefSeq, a predicted model, not a curated record